UGGAGAAUGCUGUGACGUGCAGUCGAUUUCGAAGAAUAUUUCGCGUCGGCCAACGAACGAACCGCGGUGUAGUUGUGUAUAAGAAGCGUACAGUGAGUGUUGUGUUAUAUACCCCGCAUAACCUUAAGCCGCGCAUACCGUCGCUUGCCACAUUAACCCGUUCUCCCGCCGUUGCUGUUUCGUAUUGUAGCGCUUUUUGUUAUUACUACUGCGCUGCUUGGGCUGUACCAAAUCCGGGAAGAGGGAAAGAAGUGCGAAGAAUAAGAAACUGAGACUGUUUCCAGUUCUUGAGUGCAUAUUGUGUGUGAAAUCAUGUUUCUGUUUCUUACUGAGCUGUGCCAGAAUCCGGCCGAAGAUAAUGUUGGGGGAGGGCUUUUGAAGUUAUUUUCAUGUUCUGAAUGCAGAUCGAAAUUUUUCGUGGUGCUUUCAAAAGUGUCGAAGUAAACGAAGAAUUGUCUCAGGCGAACGCGUAGUGUUGAGGUGGUGGCUUGCGGAAUCUCAGUGACCUGUUGAUUUUUUUUGCUUCCAUCCUUCUGAUUGAUAGUGUGCGGAUGACAUUGUAUCGUACCGAAGAAUAGAGAUUUUAUCAGCUUCGCAGCCAGCUCAUAUAUGAAUGAGAGGAGGUUAUCGUUUUUGUCGCUGGUGAUUUUAUAUGGAAUAACCGGUGGUCAACAUAUAUUCGUGAAUCACAACAAGGAUUGCGUGCUGCUGUGUGGUGGUCUCCAAUAGCAACAACAUUCCGGCACCAUAAUUCCAGGAACUUGCAUGCAUCCCAGCACUUCAUCAAUGUCGAAAUCUGAAGUUGCACAGCUUAAUCGCCGUCGUUCGUUUUGGCUUCUCCUCUGCAUGCUGCUAUUCGCCUUCAGUUGUCUCGUGUGUACUCCAGAACCGUCAUCCGUUGUCGUUAGUGUUGGCGUUCCAUCUGAGGCUGAUACGAGAGCGAUUUUAAAAGCGAAAAGCGUUGCCAGAAAUAGACGGCAAAGUAAUAACAUGUGCACAACCCCCUAUUCGAUUGGACUAAACUUGCCGUUCGCACAAAUCUAAGCAGAACACACACACGACAGCGGGAAUAUCCCGGACUCGAAUUCACCGGUGGCUAACCUGGUUUGGCGUGUUGUCUAGCGAUGGCACUGACCGCCAACUAAGUCAUUUCGGUGAAACGCAGCGCAGCGCGGAAUUGAUCCACCAAGUCGCGAAACGCGAAACUUGAUGAGUUGACAGUGUGGUGCGCGGUUUGGAUUUCGCUGCAAAAAUUAAUCGGAAUUCAGCUACGGGAACGGGAAAGGUCGACGGUUGAAAAGGGUCGAUUACUUGAGACACAGAACAGCUCGCAGCAUUGGGUGCCAAGCCUGAAGCUCUGUGAGAGACAUCCGUUUCAUCGCGACGACCGGGAUGGUUGGGUGUUCAUUCGCGCCGCCAGAGCCGGAAGUGAGCAUUUUACCUCCACUUUGUUCCUGGCUGAUGUUGUUGUAGCUAGUGUUUGUUGCUGCUAGCAUAUUCGAGACUGUGUCUGCGAGUAAUUGUUGUUUGUGCUGUUUGUGCUAUUUCCAGUUCUUUUCCAUAAUUGAGUGUAUACGAGAACGACAGGCCAACAAGGGAGAAGCAUCGUGAUUCGUUUUAUUUUCUCUUUCCAUUUAUGUGCCCCGAAGCCUGAGUGUGUGAUAUAUUGUGCUGUGUAGCAUAGAAAUUCAAUUCGACCAGAACGAUCGGAAGUGAUAUAUCCCCCCGCCUUCCUCAGGUGUGUGUUGAUUGUGCAGUGCUGCCUUUUUUGGGUGGAAGAGUUAGUAGUGUGCGCGGCAUAAAAUUCGAUGAAAUGAAGGAAGAAGUGUGUUAAUUCUCCGAACGCGGAAAUAAUGAAGUAAAACACACAGCUAAGCGCUAUGAGUGAGCCGAUUCCACUGUGUGUGCCUCUAUGUUUCGUGGCUAAGUUCCGUACUGUGUAAUUACGAAUUACGAAAUAACCGCCGCGCAGUAGUGACCGAAAAUGGGUUUGGCAUCGUCCAAGGCGGCCCACGGCAUAGUCGCCAGAAACGGUGGCGUUGGUGGAGGUUCCAAGUGCGACAGCGUCAUUGUCGAGACGCACCACCCGGAUAUUCAGCAGCCAUGUUCACUGUUACCGUCACCUUCGAGCGGUAUCGGCAGCAUCGACACCUGGAAACCCUCCAGCUGCCACGUCCGGCAGGCCAGCAUUCGAUCCCGGAAUCUGCAGCCCAUGCCGGACAUUGGCGAGCUAGAUCGACGUUUCGCGAAAGUUCUGGCCUCAAUGGAUCUCCCGCCGGAUAAAGCGAAACUGCUGAAAAACUACGACAACGAAAAAAAGUGGGAUAUCAUUUGCGAUCAGGAAAUGGUUCACGCGAAAGAUCCCCCCGCACACUAUCUCACCAAGCUGCGGACCUAUCUGGAUCCAAAGGCCUCGCGAAGUCAUCGGAAACGAAAAAUGGUCGGUGAGUCGACCUCCACCCAGGUCUUGCGAGAUUUGGAGAUCUCCCUGCGCACAAACCACAUCGAGUGGGUGAAGGAGUUUUUGGACGACGAAAAUCAGGGCCUGGACGCUCUGAUCGACUACCUGAGCUUCCGGCUGGCGAUGAUGCGCCACGAGCAGCGAAUCCAGGAAGCGAAAUCCGAGUCCGACGAGGGCUUGAACCCGAAGGACACGACGUUGACUUCGUACGGGAGCAACGAAACGAACCACAAGCUCAGUUUGAACGGGUUCAUGAGACCCGGGUUGGGUGAUAUAAUGGACAGUCCGAGCAUCAAGCGGAGAUCGAGACACAUUGCGAAGCUCAACAUGGGAUUGACCACGGACGACAUUCACGUGUGCAUCAUGUGCAUGAGGGCGAUCAUGAACAAUAAGUAUGGUUUCAACAUGGUGAUACAGCACAGGGAGGCCAUCAACUGUAUAGCGUUGAGUUUGAUCCACAAGUCACUGAGGACGAAAGCGCUCGUGCUGGAGCUGCUGGCGGCGAUAUGUUUGGUGAAAGGUGGCCACGAAAUCAUCCUUUCGGCGUUCGAUAAUUUUAAGAAGGUGUGUUCUGAACAGCGUCGAUUCCAGACUCUAAUGGAAUACUUUAUGAACUUUGAACUGUUCAACAUCGAUUUUAUGGUGGCUUGCAUGCAAUUUGUAAAUAUUGUUGUACAUUCCGUGGAAGAUAUGAACUACAGGGUGCAUCUGCAGUAUGAAUUUACUGCGCUAGGAUUAGAUGAGUACUUGGAGAAGCUAAGGCUAACGGAGUCCGAGGAGCUUCAAGUUCAAAUUUCAGCCUACCUGGACAAUGUAUUCGAUGUGGCUGCAUUGAUGGAAGACAGCGAAACGAAGACUGCCGCCCUCGAAAGGGUCAACGAAUUGGAAGACGAACUGGGUCGUGCCUUAGACCAGGCUAGUGAAAUCGAGAGAGAAGCACUGUUCAAGAUUGGUGAGCUCGAAUCCGAGCUGAGUCAAACUCGAGCCGAACGAGACGAACUAUUUGGUAAGCAACGAAACGUGGAGGAGGAGAUAGCGAAGCUGAAAAGAGCCCUCAAACAGCAUGAACAGGAAUCAAAAAGUCGCCAGUCUAUGCUGCUGGAGUUCGAGAAUCUCACAAGAACUCUACCGAAGGGCACAUCGAUAGCCGAUGUGUCCAAUAUCUUGGCGAAGGGGGGAAAACUUUCCGAACUUAGUCCGACGAGCAAUGGAUCGGACAGGUCUCCACCACCAGUGCCACCACCCCCGGCACCACCGGCGCCGCCAGUGGCACCAACGCCACCACCUCCACCCUGUCCGCCCGCUCCUCCCUCUUUGCCGAACUUCAACAACGGCGAAGCACCCCGAGCACCUCCCAAGCCACCUUCCUUCAUUCCACCACCACCGGCUGGUCCCGGUGGAUUCAUGAACUUUGGCGGAGCUAUUCACUGCACCGACGGUGCCAUGACGAUCAAGCGCAAAGUACAAACCAAAUACAAACUGCCAACGCUGAACUGGGUGGCCCUCAAACCCAACCAGGUGCGCGGAACCAUCUUCAACGAACUGGACGACGAAAAGCUGCACAGGCAGAUCGAUUUCAUCGAUUUCGAGGAACGCUUCAAGAUCGGCAUGGGUGGGCUACAAUCGAACGGCAAGUGUGACAACAUGGACGGACUGUCGACAUUCCCCAGCAAGCGGUUCAAGAAGCCCGAGCACAUAUCGCUGCUCGAGCACACGAGAUUAAGAAAUAUAGCGAUCUCUCGCCGCAAGUUGGAAAUGCCCGCCGAGAUGGUCAUCAAGGCGAUCAACAACCUCGAUCUCAAGCAACUCUCGCUGGAGAACGUGGAACUGCUGCAGAAAAUGGUUCCCUCCGACCAGGAGCAGAAGCUCUACAAGGAGUAUGUGAUAGAGAAGAAGGAUCUGAGUCUGCUCACCGAGGAGGACAAGUUCAUGCUGCAGCUGACCAAGGUGGAACGCAUUCCAACCAAGCUGUCCAUCAUGAACUACAUCGGAAACUUCUUCGACAGCUUGCAUCUGAUAAAUCCGCAAAUCUACGCCAUCAUCUCCGCCUCGUCCUCGAUUAAGUCGUCGAAAAAAUUCCGCUCGGUGCUGGAGAUUAUUCUCGCCUUCGGUAACUACCUGAACAGCAGCAAGCGCGGCCCGGCCUAUGGAUUCAAGCUGCAAAGUUUGGACACCCUGCUGGACACCAAAUCGAACGACAAACGGAUGAGUUUGAUGCAUUACAUCGUGAGCACCGUUCGGCACAAGUUCCCGGAGCUGAUGAACUUCGACGCCGAGCUGUUCUACGUCGACAAGGCAGCCCAGGUUUCACUGGAGAUUCUCGUCUCGGACGUGAACGAACUGGAGAAGGGGAUGGAGGCGGUCCGGAAGGAGGCUGAUUUGCGCGGAAAAGGCACCCACAAUCAUGUGCUCAGGGACUUCCUGAACAAUUCGGAGGAGAAACUGAAGAAGAUUCGAGCGGAUUGCAAAACUGCGCAGGAUUCAUUCAAGGAGUGCAUCGAGUACUUCGGUGAAUCGUCGAGGAAUGCGGACGCCAACGCGUUCUUCUCGUUACUAGUCCGAUUCAUUAGAGCUUUCAAGGCAUGUGAUCAGGAGAACGAACAGCGCCGUCGGCUCGAGAUGGCCGCGCUCCAGGCUGCCAACAAGAAGGACCAGGAUGACCAUGUCGUCCUGCGCAACAACAAGAUCAACAGCCAGAAGAAACAACAGGAGGCGGUGAUCAACGAGCUGAAGACCAAGGCCAACUCGGUUCGGGAGAAGAAGCUACUCCAGCAGGACGAGGUAUACAACGGAGCGCUGGAGGACAUCCUGCUGGGGCUAAAGAACGAACCCUACCGGCGGGCGGAUGCCGUUCGGCGGAGCCAACGGAGAAGGAUCGACAGCAAUCGGCUGUCGCGAACAAUGGAGGAAAUGGAGUUUUGAACAGAACAAAACUGGAAACAUGUUGUGAUUCACUGGGAAAGAACCCGCACACGCAGAGAAGAAACAAACAAGCACACUCAAAGACUCUCUUUUUUUUGCUUGCGUAAUUAUUAAUGUUAUAUCUUUACGAUAAUUAUUUUGUACAGAAAAAAAUGAAAGAAUUCAUCAGUCAUAGGUGUAUGAAGAAAGAAAACCGUACACUCGUCUCAAGGAACGUUAUUGUUUUGUCCUUAUUUGUAAGUAGUAGUCUUUUUGUUAAUUGUAAUAAUAUUUUGCUACAUUUUAGCAAAGGGCCGUUUCUAUGUAUAUUUUGGAAUACUAUACGAUUAUGAUAACGAAUUUUACGAAUAGUAACGGACAUUUCAUAUGCACACACACAUUUUAAAUAUACAGAAAGGUAACUCAUAUUGAUACCCAACAAAA
Messenger RNA from Toxorhynchites rutilus septentrionalis, 5806 nucleotides. It is a transcript of the gene Frl, whose product is annotated as formin-like protein. Gene Ontology annotation, cellular component: actin filament; cytosol. Gene Ontology annotation, molecular function: small GTPase binding; actin filament binding; microtubule binding. The coding region runs from base 1985 to 5383 and encodes 1132 amino acids. Gene Ontology annotation, biological process: cell migration; cortical actin cytoskeleton organization; actin nucleation. NCBI's taxonomy places the organism in Eukaryota, Metazoa, Arthropoda, Insecta, Diptera, Culicidae. The record is from RefSeq and is a predicted model, not a curated record. The transcript has 10 exons.